Molecule: messenger RNA, 674 nt
Organism: Cylicocyclus nassatus
Lineage: Eukaryota; Metazoa; Nematoda; Chromadorea; Rhabditida; Strongylidae
Source: the annotation of a GenBank genome assembly
UUGUCAGAGUUCCCCUUCCAAUGACGUCACACCAGAGAUGAUCAAGCUAUGAAUAUUCCGAUCGACUCUGAUCUGCAUGAAAGGACUUACACUUGUUGCUGUGGUGCUAUUCGUAUCAAGAAGGGCGCUUACGGAGUUGCAGUGUUUUACGCAAUGAUCAUAGUCUCCAAUCUGGGAAUUCGUCUCUACAAGUCAAAUGAGGUGCAAUGGAACUGGCAACUUUUGUUUCUCGUUUCCGAUACGGUAGCUGUACUAUGUUUGGUAUAUGGGUUGGCUAGGGAACAAGCAGCUUUUCUGCAACCUUUUACAAUACUUAGCAUCGUGACCGUCAGCUUUUGCGUGCUAUUGACAGCCUUCUAUGCAUCCGCAGUAUUCGAUCCCACAUCAUAUGCUGGUGAACAAAUCGAAAUAUUACUUGCUGGUAAAGUGAAAACCGUCUCGGAGUAUUUUGACACCACCCACAAGAGAGUGAUAACAGCUGUCGCAAUGAUCGCAACCAUGGUUUACGGUGUUACAGUAAUUAUACAUAGCUGGCUUAUGGUUGUCGUCGUACGAUGUGCGCAGUGCUUUCGAGAAGAGCAAUCAAUAACGGUGAAAUUCUAAUAGGCAUUGUGAAGCAGUGGUCAACCUUAUCGGAUCUCAUGAAAUAACCUGGUCUUUUCUUAUGCUGGAAC